Molecule: messenger RNA, 924 nt
Organism: Candida albicans SC5314
Lineage: Eukaryota; Fungi; Ascomycota; Pichiomycetes; Serinales; Debaryomycetaceae
Gene: PGA44
Product: Pga44p
Exons: 1
Coding region: 1-924 (307 amino acids)
Source: RefSeq, a predicted model, not a curated record
AUGUUGAGUACUAAUAAUUUGCUUAUAUUAUUGAUUUUUUCAUUUUUAAUCACCAAUGUUAAACUGGAUCUUGGUGGACCAUGUUUUUCAAUGUCAACUAUGGAAGGUUUCGCUUGUGGACUUGGAGUUCAUAAAAACAUUCAAAUUAUCACUGAUUGUUUAUGUUAUAUUCCAGGGUAUUGGGAACAACUCGAUGGAUGUGAUAAAUUAGUACGUGGUCCCCAUCAUACACCAAUAGAUGGUGCUGAAAUAUGUUCACGUGCGCUGGAAUAUGCAGCCAAUCCAGCAGGGUUUACUGGUGAGACAGAUUACUAUGAAAGUAGCACUACAGUAAUGCAUGUUGUCAUGCUUGACUUCCCAACAUAUUCACCUGGAGUAACCAAUUUUCUUGAUUCAAGUUCCAAUGACUUGACUACUACAAAUACUGAUGAAAUCAAUUCUCUGAUUACAACAGAUGAAGUCAUUCCUUCUUCUAGCAGCAGCUAUAUUGAAAUUCCUCUGGAAACUUUAAUGGAAUCGUCUGUUUCUACUCAACCAUCAACAAUUGAAACUUCAGAAACCAGCCACGCUACAAGCUUAGAAGUCUCUUCUAUAAUCACUGGCGUCAGUUCCGAACCACUAACAAUAGUUUCUGAGAGUGGGGGUUUAAACUCUACUGAAAUUGCCUCAACACCAGUAGUGAUCACUUCUCCUACUCCGCAACCAUUAUUGGAGACUCCUUCUCAGGAAAGCAGUGCUCCUAAUAUUGAUAGUACCACUCCAACAACAAUAGACAACACUGUAGUUGACGGAACAACAACAAACGAUGCAACAUCAGUAGCUUCCUCAACUUCUGAUGUAGCAUAUGUUUAUAUUGGUGGUGCAAUGGGUUAUCCAUCAAUUUCUGUUGCUUUAGGACUUGUAUUUAUUGCAUACCUCGUUUAG